Messenger RNA from Micropterus salmoides (largemouth bass), 1744 nucleotides. RefSeq lists its product as uncharacterized. The coding region runs from base 17 to 913 and encodes 298 amino acids. The transcript has 6 exons. Gene Ontology annotation, cellular component: membrane. The record is from RefSeq and is a predicted model, not a curated record. NCBI's taxonomy places the organism in Eukaryota, Metazoa, Chordata, Actinopteri, Centrarchiformes, Centrarchidae.
GACGGUCUACCUGGACAUGGAUCACCUGUUGGUGCUGCUGCUGCUGUGGAGCUCAGGACUCCAGGCUGAAGGAAAUCACACCUCAACAGAGCCUGAUGAUGUCAGGUUGGUGGGAGGAGCCAGUCGCUGUGCAGGAACACUGGAGCUGAAACAUCAGGGAGACUGGAGACCAGUGAGUUACUUUGUCUGGACCCUGGAGACAGCAGCUGGUGUCUGUAGAGAGCUGGACUGUGGCUUUGCUGUUUCUGUAGGAGAGAGAAAGGAGUCCUCAGACAGACCUGUGUGGUGGAUCAUCUCUGACUGUGUUCAGUCUGGAUCUGCUCUGAGGGAGUGUGUAUCAUCAUUUUCAUCUCCCUUCAUCGUGGAUCUCACCUGCUCAGACCUGCUGCUUCAGCCCAACAUCUCUGCGUCCUCCUCCGUGGACGGGGUCUCCAAGGCCCAGCAGCAGGGCUUUCAGGUGUCCAGGGGCUCCAACUUCACCAUCAGCUGCUCCAUCCAGCCACAGUACCCAGGAGGCUCCUUCCAGCUCGCCUUCACCUCCUUCAUCACAUCACACAACUACACCCUGCCAGCUGUCAAUCACUCUGCCCACUUCCUGUUUCCUGCCGCAGAGCCCGCCCACCAAGGAAGCUACAGCUGUGUUUAUCACGUCCAUGUUUUUUCUCAUGACUUCACCUCUGAGAGCCGUCGGCUGUCUCUCACUGUCUCAGAUCCAACAGGUCUUCUCAUCAAAGUGGUCGUCCUGCCGCUGACUCUGCUGUUGGUGAUCGCUGCCCUUUGUUUCUACCGUAAGGCCAGCAGGGGGCAGAUGCCGGGCAGGCAGGAGGACAUCGAGCUGGAUUAUUAUAACCCGGGUGUUUCUGCAGCUGAAGGAGGGCCGACUGAAGAGGAAGGAGCUCAGGGAGCAGAGUAGGACCUCCAAGGAGCUCAUCUCAGCUGCCUCACAACCCACCAUCAGCUCAGUCCAGGAUUUUACUCUUUUCUAGUGAUGGAUAAGCCUCUGGUUCUGGUUCUUGGGGGGCCUUCACAGACACAGUUUGACUGCCUGACACAUUUACAAGCCAUAUAGUAACAUGAUGUGCCUUUGCUUUCAGAGUGAUAAUGGUUAACUGCUGAGCUCAGAUUACAAAAGUAGAACAUUUGAAGAAAGAUGUUUAAUUUGAUGUGGUGUUGUCACAUAGAGAAGAUGCUUGACUUUGGUGUGGGAGACCGGGGUUCGAUUCCCACUGUGAGACAUCCACCAUUGUGUCCCUGAGCAAGACACUUAACCCCUCGUUGCUCUGACAUGUAUAGCAAUUGUAAGUCGCUUUGGAUAAAAGCGUCAGCUAAAUGAAUAAAUGUAAUUUGAAAUACUGUCUUUAUUUCUUUAAUAUGUCCUGUAUCUCUGCAUCUCUUGUGCCUGACCUUAUCUUUGCCACUAGAAACCUUUGUCUGGGUACGGACAGACAUGCUCAACAAACCUGUACGCAAAAUGCUAAAAAGGACCUCAGUCCAGAGAUGUUCUGACCCACAUCUGCUGACGACUGCUCACAGUUUGUAGGACAAAACUCAAAAUGGUGGAAACUCGAUGCAGACGCCUGUGGGUGUGGCUUAUAUGGAUGGAUUCACCUGAACUUUGUCUGAGACGCGCCGACGCCGACCACAUCCACCUUGGGACAGUGGAAAAUAAAUGAAUGAAUAAAAAAAUUGAAUGACUAUUACUUUAAAUGAGGUCUUUUCACAAUAAAAGCACAUAAUAACAUGA